This is a messenger RNA of Daphnia carinata, 1776 nucleotides long. RefSeq names its product prostaglandin E2 receptor EP3 subtype-like. Gene Ontology annotation, molecular function: thromboxane receptor activity. Lineage: Eukaryota; Metazoa; Arthropoda; Branchiopoda; Diplostraca; Daphniidae. Gene Ontology annotation, cellular component: plasma membrane. Bases 72 to 1727 code for a protein of 551 amino acids. Gene Ontology annotation, biological process: adenylate cyclase-activating G protein-coupled receptor signaling pathway; inflammatory response; positive regulation of cytosolic calcium ion concentration. The transcript is spliced from 11 exons. The record is from RefSeq and is a predicted model, not a curated record.
UAUACACUCGAUUGGCAACAAGUGAAGCAUCUUGCUAUUAAAAUUCUCGUUUAUCUUUCAAUCUAAAGAAAAUGGAUACGAAACUCGAGGUGGGGUGCGAAUUCAACAAUUGUACGUCAGUUUCUUCACCGGGAGCCAACAUCGCGUCUCCAAUAACCUCAUCGCUAUUUGGUAUUCUAGGUAACGCUAUAGCACUCGUUACCGUACACCAAAUGAAGCUGGAAAGACAUAGGACGGUGUUCUUUGUCUUUAUCGCUGGAUUGGCUUUCGCUGAUCUUGUCGGCAUAGUUCUCACCACAUUUCCUGUCUUGCUCGUCUACAGCCAUGGAUACUACGUCGGCGGACCGAUGAUGUGCAACUAUCAUGCAUUCACGAUGGUGACGUUUGGGCUCUUAACUCCAAUGAUUGCUUGCGCUAUGGCCAUGGAACGAUAUUUCGGAAUACGACACGGAUAUUUUUACAUGCUCCACUUCAGUCCGCAACGAGCUAGAAUGGCUUUACUAAGUUUGUGGCUGGUGGCCAUCAUCUUCUCCUCUCUUCCAAUUUUCGGUUUCGGUCAAUACGCGGUUCAAUAUCCGGGCACUUGGUGCUUCCUCAACCUACAUCCGGAAAACGCAAUUGACGCCGCCUAUUCCAUUACAUUCGCCGUUCUCAACUUACUUCUCAUCGGCGUUAUGAUCAUAUGCAACAUUGGCGUGCAGUGCACUUUGGUCGCAUUGCGUUGCCAACGGAGUUCAGCGGACCGGGCGGAUCGUUUCCGGCGGACUCACCACAGCCCGCAGCAGGAGGAAUUGGAAGUGCAGAUGAUGUUUGUCCUUCUAGCCAUCACUUUCGUUUUUACUUUAUGCUGGACGCCGUUACAAUUUCAGAUAUUAAAAAAUCAAUUCUACGAACACAAAACAGCUUCUGAUCACGCCGGUGAUUUACUAGCUAUUCGCCUGGCUUCCAUUAACCAGAUAAUAGACCCUUGGGUAUACAUUCUCUGCAAGAAGUUGUGUUUUCGAAGGGGCUGUAAUUGUUGGAGCUACGUCGUUCAAAAGACAAACUGGGGCUCUUUUAAGCGCAGUCUCAGUCAGAGGGAGUUUGUAGGCACCUCGUCGCUCCGUUCGGCCUUGGUUCACUUCCGAGCACAACCACAGCCGACACGGUCAGCAUCAGCAAGUCGUCCCUGUUCUCGAUGCCGACAAAAAAGGGUGGAAGUCGAUUUGGAGGUAGACGCAGCGGAAACCAUUACCCUCGAUGAAGUUAAUCAUUUUUCGUCAAGUUUGAGCAAUGCGGCAAUUUGUUACGACUCGACCAGUAAAAGUACUUCAUUGCCUAUCAACGCUAGCCCGGCUCCUACCGCAAUCCUAAUAGGUGGGGGUUCGGAUGGAGGCACAGAAAGCUCUGCUAGUCACGAAAUUCCUAUUCCAAUUUUCACAUCGUCCCAAUAUUCCAUCCAACGACGAAGGACUCGAUCUACACCUCGUUCUUGUAGGAAAGACGAAUGUCGAAACCCGAUUGUAAAUCACGUUGAUACUACUGCAAAAGAUAAAAACAGGUCGGCGGCGAGGGUGUUUUCGAUCGACUAUGGAGAGAAAAUCCCUGCGAUCAGUCGACGCCGCCAUUCUUGGUGUUGUUCAAAUGGACCAUUUUCUACGGUGGGUAAAAGGUACGUAACUCAAAGUACGCAAACCAUCGACGAAACACAAAUCAAAUACUCCACUUUAGACGUAAAAACUGAUUGAUAUGAACAUGAAAGUCUUAAACGACUUGCCACGAUACACGUCGAAUUUC